Armigeres subalbatus is the source of this 5104-nucleotide messenger RNA. RefSeq lists its product as uncharacterized. Gene Ontology annotation, biological process: regulation of transcription by RNA polymerase II. Gene Ontology annotation, molecular function: zinc ion binding; DNA-binding transcription factor activity, RNA polymerase II-specific; RNA polymerase II cis-regulatory region sequence-specific DNA binding. The record is from RefSeq and is a predicted model, not a curated record. The transcript has 11 exons. The coding region runs from base 1 to 4017 and encodes 1338 amino acids. NCBI's taxonomy places the organism in Eukaryota, Metazoa, Arthropoda, Insecta, Diptera, Culicidae.
AUGGAGUUGGCCACUGGCCACUCCUAUCGCCUAGGGGACCCAGGGGGCCCCGAGAAUGGCAACAAAAAAGUGUCAAACUGUCGUGACGGGGAGUACACCGGCAGGAGACUGCCGGAUUUUAUGGACCCCACCGGUACCUCCGGCCCGCUCCAAAUCCUUCGCCUGUCGGGCGUUGGUAAACCGUUACCACCCAACCCAUUCCUGAUCCGCCGCUCGGUCGAGUCCUAUCUCGGCGGGCCUAUCGAUGGUGCAACGAAGGAGAACCGCGGAGCGUCUUACGCUUUGAAGGUUCGUAGCACAGCUCAGUUCAAUCGCCUACUGAAAAUGACUGUCUUGUGCGACGAGACCCCCGUCACAGUCACCGAACACCCAACACUCAAUGUGUCGAAGUGCGUCGUUUCCUGCAUCGAUGCGGUAGACCUGCCCGACGACUACCUUCUGUCGGAACUCCAGGAUCAGGGAGUAAGGGAAAUCUACCGAAUCAAGCGGCGAAACCCAGAAGGUAAGCUGAUAAACACACCCGCUAUUGUCCUUACCCUUUCCGGAACGCAAAUCCCCGAGUACAUCCACUUCGGAUGGUCUCGAUGUGCAACUCGGAACUAUUAUCCGAACCCGAUGCGCUGCUUCCGUUGCUGGGACUUCGGCCACACGGGCAAGAGGUGCCCCAGCGAGGAGCAAAUCUGUGGCAACUGCUCGAAGCACCACCCGACAAGCGCCGCCAUGGCUAUCGACGACGGUGAAGCAAGAAUCAACCGACCCCCGUGUACGGAACCGCAAUUCUGUAAAUUUUGCAGAAACAGUUCCCACCCCACUUCAAGUCGGAAAUGCCCGGUGUACCUGAAGGAGGUUGAGGUACAACGCGUAAAGGUUGACCAAGGCAUCUCGUACCCGCAAGCCCGCAGGGAGAUCGAACUGCGCUGCGCUUCCGGUCAAACGGGAUCAUUCGCCAAGGUCGUAAACUCCAGCAAGGACAAAGAAAUCGAGGAGCUCAGGGCAAAGAUCAACCAACUGCAGCUGGCCAACAAAGCGAAACAAGUCGGAGUCGGUAAUAGGUUGGAGACUGUACAGAACAGCGGUACCAUCGAGGACCUCGUUAGCAAGGUAGCUGCCCUCACCGGAGAAAUAACCAAGCUCCAGGAAUCGCUGGCUGUGAAGGACAGCAUCAUUGAAAAGCUGAAGGCUAUGGUCAAGCAACCAAGUGUGGAACCGAACAAGAACAAGGCCAAAAAGAACACCGACAAGAAAAACAAGGCGGACAAAGAGAAGAUUCAAAUCGUAGACGACCCGUACGACAUUUUCUCAGAAGACGACAGCAUGGACACGACACCGAAGCAAACGCCCAAGCGCGAACGAUCGUUAAGGAACACAGAGGACAGCAGCGAUUCCUCCCUGUGUGGUCCCAAGACGAAACGUGGUGCAGUACCCAAGAGUUCAAACCCAGCUCGACUCACACCUUCCUCUAUGUUCUCUUUCAAUUUGCAGGACCGUGAAAGAAGUGAUAAUUGUAGCCGAUCAAACAGUCCACUGGACGAGUCAAGCCGUGCGAAAGUAGCCGCGGCGCUACGAAGUCGUGAAAAAAUGUCGCCCCUAUCCCUGCCGACGGGUGGAUCCCCGGUAACCAACCAGGCGGCAGCUGCUGCAGCUGCCGCCGCUGCAGCCCAGGUGCAUCUAAAUGGAACUAUGCAAGAUAUGCUGAACCUACAGAAGCUGCAGAGUUUGGCGCAGCUGACCGGAGGAGCGGGAGUGUUACCAGGGCUAGGACUUCCGACGGCUGGUUUACCGUCGGCGCUACUUAAUAAUUCGCCACUCAAUCUAAGUCUAGGAGCGCAAAGCCAUUCUCCUGUGAUGGGGGCACUGGGGGCCGCCUCACAACCUCUGACAGCUGCAGCUGCCCAAAUGCCUCAAAUGAUUCUAGCGUCUGGACAGAUUGUCCAAGGAAUUCAAGGGGCCCAACUGCUCAUACCAACGUCACAAGGAAUCGCCACCCAAACCAUCCUGACAAUCCCCGUGGGCCAACAGGUGAUAUCAAGCAUGAGCAGCGAGAAUUUAUUGCAGUGUUUAAAUUUUAAUACCGUCGCAAGCAACAACUUCAACGAUAUGUUGAACCAAUCAAGCCACCACCAUCAUCAUCCGCAUCAUCCGAGCAAUGCGGCGUUUGCGGCAGCGGCUGCAGCGGCCGCCGCGGUGGCAACUCGCGAGUCCCCCGUCACAGUCAAUAGUGCAAUAAAUACCACCAGUCUACUUACGAAUCAACUGGCCUUGGCCGCAGCCGCCGCCGCUAAUAGCAAUCAUCACCAUCACCACCAGCAUCAGCACCAGCAACAGCAGCAACAACAACAGCAGCAUCAGCUCCAACAACAACAGCAACAGGCUGCACUUCAUCAAUCGCAGCAGACGAAACAUCUGCACCUUGGUCUCCCAGCGGGCCUACCUUCGUCGGCGUCAUCUUCUUCGACGUCAUCGGCCAUUCACGUGGCGGACAAGUUUAAAAAUUUAUCCACCCACGAAAAGACGCCAUCCGAGCGGUCCACCCCGGAGAUGCGCAUCAAGCUGGAGUCCCCAAAGGUGCCGUCGCCCAUUACUCUCACGCCCCAAUCGCGACCACCCAGCAACAGUUUUGCGUCGGUUUUCGAGAAAUCGCCACAGAUGAAAAGAACUUCCUCGCCCAGCAUAGCGGCAUGCAGCGGAAGUAACAGCAGCACCGGCAGCGGGGGCAGCAAUAGCAGCGUCAUAAGCGGGCUGAGCAGCGGCGGUAGCAUCGGUCACGGGCAGAUUCACGUGGCUAAGAAUUUGACCAGCCCGCACCAUUCGCCGUCGGACAAUGCGAUCAGUAGAAUCUCAACGUCAAACGGCGAAAUCACGGUGACCAAGUCACAAGCACCUCCCACCCCACCCCUAUCAGUACAAAAAAAUCAUCCCGCAUCGUUGCACUUCAAUCCAUCCAUCUCGCCCCAACCACUGAUUCAUCACGCGAGAGAUCUCCACCAACACCAGCAGCAUCAACAGCAGCAACACCAUCAGCUCUCAGUGCCAUCCAGUCACAACUCGACACAUUCGGCGCUGACAGUCAGCACCCAGUCCGCCCCGUCGUCAUUGUCGUCCUGUGCCCUCCUCGCCGGCGACAGCCACCACCACCUAGCGAAAGAGCAACAGGGUCUGCAGCUGAAACCGUCCGCGUCGUCCACCAGCACCAGCGCCGCCGUCACGCCCGGUGUAAUCUCCCUCACCCUGGACGACGUGGAGCAGAAGAUUUCCCCCCACUCGGUGGGCUCGUCGUCGUCCAAGCGGCAUCGAAGUCUAACGCCCCCACCGCGAAAGAUGAGUCCUGCGGGAUCGAUACAGCACUCGCACCGGGGCGACAACGAUGACGACGACGACGACGGCGAGGACGAGGACAACCAUUCCGCCAACCAUGAGCUGGAUGACUCUCCAAAUGAACUCACAAUCAACCAAACCAACUGCAACGUCGUCGACGGGAUCGACCUGGACGACAUCAAGGAGUUCGCGAAGGCCUUCAAACUGCGCCGGUUGUCACUGGGCCUCACGCAAACCCAAGUGGGCCAAGCGCUAUCCGUCACCGAGGGGCCGGCCUACAGCCAAAGUGCCAUCUGCAGCGCCCUUGCAGCUCAGAUGUACUGUGCAGCUCAACUCUCGUCCCAGCAGCAGCAAAUGUUUGAAAAACUUGACAUUACCCCCAAAAGCGCCCAGAAGAUCAAGCCCGUUCUGGAGCGCUGGAUGAAGGAGGCCGAGGAAAGCCACUCUUCAAGGUUUAAGUCAGGCCAGAACCAUUUGACCGACUUCAUUGGGGUGGAACCAUCGAAGAAGCGGAAAAGGCGAACCUCUUUUACGCCUCAGGCGUUGGAGUUGUUAAAUGGACAUUUCGAGCGGAAUACUCAUCCGUCUGGAACGGAAAUCACUGGUUUGGCGCACCAGCUGGGUUACGAGCGGGAGGUGAUUCGGAUCUGGUUCUGCAACAAGCGGCAAGCCCUGAAAAACACGUUGAAAAUUACUCAGUAAACAAAGUUUCGGACUCAAGAAAGGUGCCAAAAAAUCUUCAUCUACGUCAGCUGAACGUGCCAUAGUUUUAGUUGAAAUUAUAUAAGAAAUUUAUGGAACAGAAAUAUUUUCAAAGUUUCGUUUUGCCCAGAAAACAAAACAUGACUAAAUGAGAAUUUAACAUGACAUGUAUACCGGAAACAAACAGAAGAAUUAUUUCUAAUAUUGAAAUUACAAUAAAAAGGUCAGACUUUCAAAGGAAAUUUAUGUAUAGUGAGCUAUAGAAAGCGAUGAACACGAUAAGAAUUUUCAAAAAAUCCUAAGAAGUGAAAAUAAAUUGGCAGUACUCAAAAACAUUAACGAGAUUCUCAAUGGUCUCUCCAAUUGGCAACAGUCCCUGAUUCGAAAUUUUCCCUCUUCCUAAUCACCGAUGCUCCCUGUGUCAUGUGCCCGUAAACGUGUAUGUACCAUCACAAUUAGAAAAAUUUCUACGAAAAGGCAUCAAAUGAUAGCUUUUGUAACUGCACCAUAGUUUUGAUCGUCGGAAUUCAGCUCAUCGUGGUAGGAUCUCAGCCAACAAAAUCGGUUCAUAUCUCACACUGCGUCUGAAAUGUAAAUAGUCUACGAAUCGGAGAAAGAAAAAAUCAUCCUAACGCUGUUAUCACACAAAACCGGUGUAAAUUUGUCUAUCCUGUAACAAACCGGCCAGAGAUUACUUGAAAUAGAAUAUUUAAACGUCAAGAAUACGGAAAACACGCGCCUCAUAGAUUUAGUUGUUUAAGAUGAGUGUUUAGUAUCCCUGUACCGGAAAGAAAAAAAAAACAUAUUGGAUGUGAUAUGUAAAAUAUACAAUACUUGCAUACAUUUUGAACGGUGGUAUAACAGACAGAACAAUUACUUUUCAGAAACCAAAACAGAUCAAAGUAAACUCACUCACACAAGUCACAUUCAGUACUCACUCAAUUGCAUUUGCCAUAAGUCCAAGUAGCAAGAAAGGAAGCCGGUGAUUGAGUUGAAGCGACGAUGCACUAAUGGGGAAGGGUUUGGGGAAAUAGUUGUAUGGAGUAAACCUGUGGAUAUUAUGCUGUAUGGAAUUCGAUAAAUAAAA